Messenger RNA from Capsicum annuum, 1346 nucleotides. RefSeq names its product protein FLC EXPRESSOR. The transcript is spliced from 5 exons. NCBI's taxonomy places the organism in Eukaryota, Viridiplantae, Streptophyta, Magnoliopsida, Solanales, Solanaceae. The record is from RefSeq and is a predicted model, not a curated record. The coding region runs from base 30 to 1058 and encodes 342 amino acids.
AGAGUUCUCUUUCCAUCUGUGCAGCGGUCAUGACGAGACGAAAACGCCGCCACGUCCCUUAUCCAACACCACUACCGGACGGCGAUUCUCGGCGCCGUUUUCCACCACCCGAAGCCCAAUCCCAAACUCGUAUCCACCCAUCAGUCUUAAUCGAUGACGGGGAAGCUGCUCAGGAACGCGAGAUUGAAACCCUGCUCCUGGACAACCACCGUUUAGCAGGCGCGCACGUCGCUCUUAAGCAGGAACUGUCCGCCGUCCAGCAGGAGCUCCAUCAACUCUCUUCCACAGCCUCAACAGUCAAGGCUGAAAGGGAUGCUGAAGUGCGUGAGAUUUACGAGAAGGCACUGAAAAAGGAGUCUGAUGUCCGUAUAGUCAAUGAGCUUAGUUUAGAAAUGACUCGGGUUAGGACCGAUAUUCAGAACCUAGAUGCCGACCGCGAAGAGCUCACUGCCAAAUUGCAGGAGAUGGAGGAUGAUCUCGUCAAGGUUCGUUUGGAGUUACAGCAGUUUCCCCUAAUCAAAGACGAAAUUGAGGCCAUGCAUAAGGAAGUUCAACGAGGAAGGAAGGAGCAGGUACCCAGUGAAAUAGUUGAUGUGUGCGCAAUCUGGCUGGACACCACCAUCAGAAACAAAAUUGUGGCGAUCAUGCAUCAAAGUCGCACUUCUAUGAUGUUAAUGGACAUUGCAAUGGAAAAAGCUGCUAUCGACUAUGAAAAAAAGAUGCACACCAGCAAUCUCGAGUAUAGUCAAGCUAUGGAGAAGCAUAAGAUUGCUGUGACUUCUGAAAUUGAAAAACUAAAUGCUGAACUUGCAAAUGCAGAGAAGAGGGCAAGGGCAGCAGCAGCUGCAGCGGCUCCAAGUAAUUUAAACCACCAGUUUACUGCAGCAACCCAAAGUUUUACAUAUUCUGCCACUUAUGGAAAUCCUGAACCAGCAUAUGGAAGGAAUCUGUACCCUGCUACUUAUGCUGUACAUCAGGUUCAGGGAAGUGCUGAUGCAAGCACCCAAUAUGUUCCAGGAGCCAUGUCUUAUGCUUCACAACCCUAUGCAGAUCACUAGUUUGUGGUUUUAAACUGAAGAGCAUCUACUGGUUCACAAGCAGAUGUAAAUGUGUGACUUGGGGAUUUUUUUUAGAUUUGAGGAGAACAGUGGUUUCUUGAUGAAGCCCUGGUCAAAUGAUUAUUCUUGGUGCAUGAAUGUUGAUCAGAAUGCAACAUUCGUCGUGAGUGUAGUCUCAGAAUUUAGAUAAUGACAGCUCUGGUUCAAAUCUCUUUUCCUUAUUUUGGCUAGUAAAUUAGCCAGGUGUGAGAUAUAAAUCCUUUUGUCCCUGUAAAUUAAUUUCAGCCA